Messenger RNA from Melanotaenia boesemani (Boeseman's rainbowfish), 795 nucleotides. Its product is annotated as butyrophilin subfamily 1 member A1-like. Lineage: Eukaryota; Metazoa; Chordata; Actinopteri; Atheriniformes; Melanotaeniidae. Bases 79 to 795 code for a protein of 238 amino acids. The record is from RefSeq and is a predicted model, not a curated record. The transcript is spliced from 4 exons.
GGACACCAUCAGGUCCAAUGGCCUUCCAUGGAUUGACGCGCGCCUCACGCAACAUAUUUAGCAACAGAGAUCUCCGCGAUGCAUCACCAGAUAAAUGAACUGUCCUUUUCAUCUCAUCUAAAAUCUCUGGGCGGGAUUUUUUUUCUUCUCCUACAAACCCAAGUUUGUACAGGUCAGCCAGUAGAAGCAACUUUUGGUGAUGAUGUGAUCCUGCCAUGUCUCCUGGAGCCUGCCGAAGAUGUCUCUGGCCUUACGCUGGUGUGGUCCAGACUUGAUCUGGACCCCAGAUUUGUUCAUGUGCAGCGCAGUGGUCAGGAACUUGUGGACAAAAAGCAUAAACUGUUUGAGGGAAGAACUUCGAUGUUUAUUGAUGAGCAGAAACAUGGAAAUGUUUCCCUGAAACUCUCCAAAGUGAGAAUAUCUGAUGAGGGAACGUACAAAUGUUUUAUUCCACUGCUGAAUAAGCAGUCGUUUGUCCAACUAAUUGUUGCAUCAGAUGUUGCCUCCUCACCUGUUAUCAGUGUAGCUGGAAUCGACAGAGACAGCAGAGGACUGGUGUUCCUGUGCGAGUCUGCAGGCUGGUAUCCGAAACCCGAGGUGUUCUGGCUGGACGGCGAGGGAAACCUGCUCUCUGGAUCUACAGAGAUAAACGAAGGUCCUGAUGGUCUGUACACCGUCACCAGCACAGUGACUGUGGAGAAGAGAAGCAACUUCACCUGCAGAGUCACACAGGAAAAUAUCAACCAUCCAAGAGAGGGACACGUACAUCUUCCAGGUCCGAGUCAUUUUCCCUAA